Eimeria acervulina is the source of this 441-nucleotide messenger RNA. Its product is annotated as ribosomal protein L27, putative. The coding region runs from base 1 to 441 and encodes 146 amino acids. The record is from RefSeq and is a predicted model, not a curated record. NCBI's taxonomy places the organism in Eukaryota, Apicomplexa, Conoidasida, Eucoccidiorida, Eimeriidae. The transcript is spliced from 3 exons. Gene Ontology annotation, biological process: translation. Gene Ontology annotation, molecular function: structural constituent of ribosome. Gene Ontology annotation, cellular component: ribosome; cytosolic large ribosomal subunit.
AUGGUCAAACUACUCAAGCCUGGGCGCUUGGUGGUGGUCCUGAACGGCCGCAUGGCCGGUAAGAAGGGUAUUGUGGUGAGCACCUCGGAGGGCACGAAGGAGCGUCAUUUCUGCUACUGUUUGGUGGCGGGAAUUGAGAAGGCCCCUCUCCGAGUUUCCAAACGCAUGAGCGCCACUAAAGUCCAGAAGCGCAUGCGUCCUAAGGCCUUCAUCCGCUACGUUAACGUCCGUCACCUAAUGCCCACUAGGUACACUGUCAGCAAUGAUUUUGACGUCAAGACCCUCGUUCCCGAUGCUGCUUUGGAAGACAGCGCCUCACGCAAGGCUGCGAAGAAGGCUCUGGCUAGCAUCUUCUAUGAAAAGUUCAUGAAUCCUAUCAACGAGAAGGCUGGCAAGGUCUCAAAGGACGUUCUCUUCCUCCGGAAGAAACUCAGGUUCUAA